Dendrobium catenatum is the source of this 1711-nucleotide messenger RNA. RefSeq lists its product as uncharacterized. Bases 349 to 1473 code for a protein of 374 amino acids. The transcript has a single exon. NCBI's taxonomy places the organism in Eukaryota, Viridiplantae, Streptophyta, Magnoliopsida, Asparagales, Orchidaceae. The record is from RefSeq and is a predicted model, not a curated record.
AUAAAUAUAUCUUAACCUAAAAAAAAACAACCUUCUUGGCUAUCGUUCCCUGUAGUCUCCGUCUAUAAAUAAUACAGCCCUUCACGUGGCUCCGCUGCUCCGGGUGCAAACCUCAACGCCUGUGUUUUUAAGUUUUUCGAAAUUUAAUAAUCAAAUAUAAUUUCAAAUAAUCAGACAGCUACUUCUCCUUUCUCUCUGAGCACCCUACCCCUCUCCACGAUCUCAUCCCCUCCUCUCCAAGCCCUGAACAGCGGCCUGACUCUUUCACUUCCAUUACUGUCAUUUCUCUUUCUCCCCCGUCCCUUCACUCUCUCCCUUCUCUCUUUCUUUCUCAGGAGUCGAGGCGCGAUGGGAGAGAAAGUGGGAAGAGGCGGAGGAGCAGUAAUGGCGGACGAACUGGGGGAAGGAAUGCAGUGCAGUGACCAUCCUUACCGCAACAACCCCGGCGGAAUCUGCGCCUUCUGCCUUCAGGAGAAGCUGGGCAAGCUCGUCUCCUCUUCCAAAUUCUCCGACCCCUUCUUCUCUAUUCCUCCACCUCCCUCCUCUUCCUCCUCUCCCCCUUCCUUCCCCUCCUCUGAUCUUCCGGCUCUUCCCUCAUCCAACCGCAUGUCCUUCCUCUCCUCCAAACACCGCCGUCGUAAAAUGAAAACUCACUCCCCCACUAACGCUGCGGCCGCGGAUCGAAACGCCGAAUCGGCUACACUCAAUCGAAGCAAAUCAGUCGUUCCGCGACCCCGUGGGGAGAUUGCUGAUGCAUCAGACAGUCCUCGGAAGAAGAGCUUCUGGUCAUUCCUCACCCUCACCUACUCUUCAUCCACUUCUUCCGCCCCAAUCCCGACCUCCUUCAUCUCCAAGCGCAGAUCCACCUCUUCAGCCUCUUCCUCGUCCGCCGUCGCCGGCAACUGUGUAUCAGAAAUUCCGAAGGUCGCUAAGGAUGACGAAGUCUCCGCAGGAAACGAUGAUGCCAGCCCAAGUGGAAGCCAGGCUUCGUCCUCGUUCGGGCGUAAGGUGGCCAGAUCCAGAUCGGUGGGGUGCGGGAGCCGAAGCUUUUCCGGCGAUUUUCUCGAGCGGAUCUCCAAUGGAUUCGGCGACUGCACUCUCCGGCGGGUGGAAUCUCACCGAGAAUCUAAGCAAAAGGUCUCCAUCCACCGCGGCGACCGCCACGAAGACGACGACGACGAGCAACGUAUCAAGGAGCGAAUCAAGUGCGGCGGCAUCUUCGUUGGUCUCGGUAUGACCACCUACUGGCUUUCCGCCACAGCGGCAGCGGAUGCGUGCGGUGACACCGUCCCCUUACCUGCGGCGCGGCGUGCCAGCGCACCUCAUGGCCGGAACAAGAGCUGGGGCUGGGCCUUUGCAAGCCCGAUGAGGGCGUUUAGGCCUGGAGGCGGAGGCGGAGGCGGAGGCGGUCAUACCACCAUCAUCGCCACCGGAGGUGAUACCGCCGGCGGCAACCGAAUCCAUCGAUGUUAGUUUUCAGAGAGCAGUAGCAGCAGCAUUUUCCCCGCCCCGCCCUUACCUUUCCACUUCCGUUCGCUUUUAUUUUUACGUUUUUUUAACUUUUUCUUCUUACAGGCUACACUUUUACGAACACUUCCAUUUCUCCUUUCUUCACUGCUUCUGCUGUCUACUGGGCAGCGUAGCAUUUAUCAAUUCAUUGUAAGGACUAUCAGUGGUAAAUUUGUAAUUUUUAUAUUACUGCGUUUCUCAU